This is a messenger RNA of Neohortaea acidophila, 1639 nucleotides long. RefSeq names its product Anp1-domain-containing protein. Gene Ontology annotation, biological process: protein N-linked glycosylation; cell wall mannoprotein biosynthetic process. The record is from RefSeq and is a predicted model, not a curated record. Gene Ontology annotation, molecular function: alpha-1,6-mannosyltransferase activity. NCBI's taxonomy places the organism in Eukaryota, Fungi, Ascomycota, Dothideomycetes, Mycosphaerellales, Teratosphaeriaceae. Gene Ontology annotation, cellular component: mannan polymerase complex. The coding region runs from base 221 to 1444 and encodes 407 amino acids. The transcript is spliced from 5 exons.
ACGGAACCACACAUCUCCACCACCGCCCUCGACCGCCCACUCGCACGUUCCACUUCAUCAUCGCUCUCUGAGCCUCUGUCGCAUCUCGUCUGUCCCCUCCCAUUCGUUCACAGCCACGCUGGACGGCGAUACGAGACUCCCCUGAGCGCCGGUGGAGGCGAUUCCAUCCCGACAGCCAUCCUUUCGCCAUCUUCCCCCCUCCCCCGACUCCUCGCCCAACAUGCUUCUACCAGCGAACAAAGGUGGCGGCAUGACUUGGAAGAGUGCGCGGGCCAGACUCCCGCCCUCGCGCACCGUCUUGAACCUCCUCAUCCGCACCCGCUUCCUCCUUUUCGUCGCCGUUGCCGGCAUUGUAUUAUUAUUAUGGAACGGAUUACGAGGCACCGCCGGCGAGGUGCAAAAAUUCUACUGCUGGGGCCCCGCCAAAUCCCCCCGAGACAUGACGCCCAACGAACAAGCGGAGUGGUCGGGACGGCUCCAAACGCCCGUCAUCUUCAACCACCACGCCCCGAUAGAAAUCAACAGCCCGACAAUCCAACGAGUCGAUCUCAACCCCAUCCACUCCACCACCAAACCCGUGUCGAACGAAGAGCGCAUCCUCAUCCUCACCCCGCUCCGCAACGCCGCCCCCUACAUCGAAAAGUCCUUCGACCUCCUCACCCAGCUCACCUACCCCCACAACCUAAUAGAUCUCGCCUUCCUCGUUGGCGACAGCACCGAUGAUACCCUCGCCGUGUUGUCCAUCGAGUUGGAGAGAAUACAGUCGCGCACGGACAACAUCCCCUUCCGCAGCGCCACCAUCAUCGAGAAGGAUUUCGGCGUGACGCUGAGUCAAAAUGUGGAGGACAGACACGGUUUCGCGGCACAAGGACCGCGAAGGAAGGCGAUGGGAAGAGCGAGGAAUUACCUGCUGUCUGCAGCGCUCAAGCCCGAGCAUAGCUGGGUGUACUGGCGGGACGUGGACAUUGUCGACAGCCCGAGCAAGAUUAUUGAGGACUUUAUCGCGCACGAUAGGGAUGUGCUGGUGCCGAACAUCUGGUUCCACCGCUACGAAGACGGCUUCGACAUCGAAGGGCGCUUCGACUACAACUCCUGGCAAGAAUCCGAGACAGCACUCAAGCUUGCUUCCACGCUUGACAAGGAUAUCGUGCUAGCUGAGGGCUACAAAGAAUACAAAACAGACCGCACAUACAUGGCGCGCAUGGGCAACUGGCGCGACAACAAGGACAUCGAAAUCCCCCUCGACGGCAUCGGCGGCGUCAACAUCCUCGUCAAAGCGGACGUGCAUCGAUCAGGCAUCAACUUCCCCUGCUACGCCUUCGAAAACCAAGCCGAGACGGAAGGCUUCGCGAAAAUGGCCAAGCGCGCGGGCUACGGCGUGUACGGCUUGCCGAAUUACGUCGUGUGGCAUAUUGAUACGGAGGAGAAGCCGGGUAAUGCGUAGUGCAAAAAGCUACUAGAUGCAAGGGCAAGGCAAGAAGAUGGGAAGGUGGCAUUUCUGUCGGGCGUUUGAUGGGUGGUUCUUGCUUUCAUUAUGAAUUUUGGAGCAGCGUUUGUGCGAUGAAAGGGCGAUUUUGUGUAGAGUAUGUUCUACUUUUCAAUUGAGUGUUGUGUUAUCUGGGGAUUACUAAAAGUGUGU